Molecule: messenger RNA, 1758 nt
Organism: Dovyalis caffra
Lineage: Eukaryota; Viridiplantae; Streptophyta; Magnoliopsida; Malpighiales; Salicaceae
Source: the annotation of a GenBank genome assembly
AUGGCUGUUUCCAUUUCCAGCAGGAAAUUUAAACCAUCCAAAAAGGCGGUAACAAAAGAACGUUGUUCCUGUGGAACAUUCAUUUUCAAAAUUCUGUCCCGAGUCCCCCUUGCCAUUCUUCUUUUGAUUUUUGUGUACCUAUGGUCCUCCUCCGCUACCAUUAUCUCUGGCAAGAUUGUUCACAUCUGUGUUUCCUCGAGGAAGCUCAACAAUCUUUACUGCCUCUCUGCAGGUACCCAGCCAAACUUCGAAAUCCCAGUUCCACUCAUCAACAAUAGUUUCACUAGUACUAGCACUACUAGCAACGAUAUUGAUGCUAGUCCUCACACAAGUAGAAGUACUGUCAAAGAAUACGUCAAGGUCGGUAGCGUUCUUGAAUUCAUCGGCGACAGCAAAGAGACUGUCAAUGUUCCUAGCUCUAGCACCAAUGGCCAUGUCAAAGAAGUUGCCAACGUUUUCAGGGAGGACUCAUUUCCAACUGUGACAGGUGGGACUGACAAAAACAGGAGCGAGGAGAUUGCCAUUGCAAAGAAGGUUGUCAGGGAGCAACUACAACUGCAUCGAUCGUGGAUGUCUAGUACAAACCAUUCUUCUUGUGAUGGGAGGGGCAUAUAUGUUUAUGAUCUGCCAUCAAAAUUCAACAAGGACCUGAUAGGUCAAUGUGGAGAUAUGAUGCCAUGGACAAAUUUUUGUAAAUAUUUUAAUAACGAUGCGCUGGGUGAGCCAAUAGCAAACCUCGGAAAGGGCUGGUAUCGGACCCAUCAGUACUCAUUGGAACCAAUAUUUCAUUCAAGAAUUCUGAGGCAUCCUUGCAGGGUUUACAAUGAAAGUGAAGCAAAACUCUUUUAUGUCCCAUACUAUGGUGGUCUAGACAUCCUGAGGUGGCAUUUCAAGAAUGUCUCAGAUGAUGUUAAAGACACUUUGGCACUGGACCUAAUGAAGUGGCUCGAGUACAGAAAACCUUGGGCUCAAAGCUCUGGCAUGGAUCAUGUGUUUGUGUUGGGAAAAAUUUCGUGGGAUUUCAGGAGAAGGAAUGAUACUUCCUGGGGUACUAGAUUUCUAGAGCUCGAGCAAAUGCAGAACCCAAUAAAGCUGUUGAUCGAACGACAACCAUGGGAAGUCAACGACAUUGGAAUUCCUCAUCCUACCUUCUUUCACCCUCAUUCAGAUGAUGAUAUUGUUGCAUGGCAGCAAAAGAUUAUCGGAACAACUCGAAAGAGUCUAGUGAGUUUUGCUGGCGCAGCACGGCCUGAUCAACCCCAGAGCAUAAGAUCAAUAUUGAUCAAUCACUGCACUUCAACAACCAGUGAUAAAUGCCAGUUUUUGGAUUGUAAAUCAGGUGGAUGUAAUCAGCCUGAAUCCGUCACAAAGCUGUUUUUGGAGUCUGAAUUCUGCUUCCAGCCUCCUGGUGAUAGUCCAACAAGAAAAUCAGUAUUUGAUUCACUUGUUUCAGGAUGCAUACCAGUAAUUUUUGAUCCCUUUACAGCUUAUUACCAAUAUCCAUGGCAUUUACCUGAGGAUCAUGGUAAAUAUUCAGUAUUUAUAGACCAAGAAGAAGUGAGGCAAAUGAAGGGGAAUGUGGUGGAGAGGCUAAGGAGUGUUUCUGCAAGGGAAAGGGAGGAUAUGAGAAGGUUCAUAGUGUAUGAGCUUCUACCUGGGCUGGUAUAUGGCGAUUCAAGUUCUCGGUUGGAGAAGUUUCAGGAUGCGUUUUCCAUAACAGUGAAUGCCCUGCUUGAGAGGGUUAGCAGGAUGCAAUGA